Brienomyrus brachyistius is the source of this 4744-nucleotide messenger RNA. Its product is annotated as NEDD4-like E3 ubiquitin-protein ligase WWP1. The transcript is spliced from 25 exons. The record is from RefSeq and is a predicted model, not a curated record. The coding region runs from base 234 to 2954 and encodes 906 amino acids. Lineage: Eukaryota; Metazoa; Chordata; Actinopteri; Osteoglossiformes; Mormyridae. Gene Ontology annotation, molecular function: protein binding; ubiquitin protein ligase activity. Gene Ontology annotation, biological process: ubiquitin-dependent protein catabolic process.
CCCCUCCCUUUUAGUGGAGAGAGAUGGGAAUCUGUGGCGAACGCCCGAUUUGACAGAGGCGAAAGGCAGGCAUCGGACGUGCGCUCCCCGCCGGCCCUAGCCGCCAGUACCGCAUAGAGAGGGCAGCGGGAUACCGGGAGAAAGCCAGGACGCGAGGCGCCAUGGGCCACUGCGCCGCAUGAGGAAUCCAAGGGCUUCGGGGGACUCCAAGCCGGCUACCACCGCGCCGUGACAUGGCCUCAGCCCCGCCCACAUCAGACUGCAGCAAUAACCAUGCAGAGACUUUGCAGCUGCAUGCCACCGUGUCCUGCGCCAGGCUCAAGCGGAAGAAAAACUGGUUUGUGGGGACGGCCAUCUAUGUGGAGCUUGAGGCGAGUGGCGAGGUGUGGAGGACGGCCAAGUCGCACAGCUCCUCUAGCCCCAAGUGGGAGGAGCGGCUCACGGUGAACGUGACGCCAAGCAGCCAGCUGGACUUCCGGGUGUGGAGUCACCACGCCCUCAAGGCCGACUCCCUGCUGGGCAAAGCGGGACUGGACGUGCGGAGGGUCCUGGAGCAACAUGGCUGCAAUGUGGAAAAUGUAAAGGAGGUGCUGAAGCUGACCCUGGAGAGUAAAGGGGGCCAGAGCACUGUUGGGGAGCUGACGGUCAUCCUGGACGUCCCCGCGGUUUGCCGGGAGAUACUCCCCAACAGAACCAACUCAGCCCCCAAAGUACAGCAGAAUGGAGACGCUGUCCGAGACAAUGGGAACGACAUCCCAGCAAGAUCUCAGUCUGGGUCCCAGGGCUCUGGUUCUGGUUCUGCGUCCGGUUCUGGUUCCGGUUCUGACAGCAUUGAUGGUCCGGGUGCGUCCGCCUCGCCUGUCAUCAAUGGAGACUCCGCCUCCUCUUCUCCUGCCCCCAGGGCAGCUCAGGCCCAACAAGAUCCCUCCCUCGGCCUGACUGACGGUCAGGUCACAAACGACGCCGUUAAUGGGGAAACUGUCAAUUCCGCUGUGGAAGAGAUGCUGCCCCCUGCUGGCAGCUCUGGGGAUGGCGUCGGCGGCACCUCUUCGGACUCCGGGUCUGGUGUGGCCACUUCAGCACUCGCAGCGUUAGACGGCCCCUCCGGCAAUCCCGCCUCUUCCUCCUCCCCCUCCUCUUCCUCCUCCGUGACUGCCUCUGCUGCAGGGAACAAGGCCGGUGGCAAUAGUGCUUCGGAAGCGAAACCCAAGCAUGGGAAUACUGGGAAUGCCGAUCACCUGCCCGCAGGGUGGGAGCAGAGGAAAGACGUGCAUGGCAGAACGUACUACGUGGAUCAUAACACGAGAAGCACAACGUGGGAGAGACCCCAACCCCUACCCUCUGGGUGGGAGCGCCGCGUGGACGACCGGGGCCGGAUCUACUACGUGGACCACAACACCCGGACCACCACUUGGCAGAGGCCCACCAUGGAGUCGGUCCGCAACUUCGAACAAUGGCAGUCCCAGCGGAGCCAGUUACAGGGAGCUAUGCACCAGUUCAACCAGAGAUACCUCUACUCGGCUUCCAUGAUGUCGGCGGAGAACGACCCCUUAGGCCCUCUGCCUCCCGGUUGGGAGCGACGCGUGGACUCUAACGACCGUGUGUACUUUGUCAACCACAACACGAAGACCACUCAGUGGGAGGACCCGCGUACACAAGGGCUGCAGAACGAAGAUCCCCUCCCCGAGGGCUGGGAGAUCCGCUACACACGUGAGGGCGUCCGCUACUUCGUCGACCACAACACACGCACGACCACCUUUAACGACCCGCGCACCGGAAAGUCGUCCGUCACCAAAGGGCCGCAGAUCGCCUACGAGCGCAGCUUCCGCUGGAAACUAGCCCAUUUCCGCUACCUGUGCCAGUCAAAUGCCCUCCCCAGCCACGUGAAAAUCACCGUGUCACGGCAGACCUUAUUUGAGGAUUCCUUCCAGCAGAUCAUGGCCCUCAAACCGUACGACCUCCGCAGGAGACUCUACGUCAUAUUCAGGGGGGAGGAGGGACUUGACUACGGUGGCCUGGCGAGGGAGUGGUUCUUCCUGCUGUCCCACGAGGUCCUGAACCCCAUGUACUGUCUGUUCGAGUACGCUGGUAAGAGCAACUACUGCCUGCAGAUCAACCCAGCAUCGGCCAUCAACCCUGACCACCUCUCCUACUUCUGCUUCAUCGGGCGCUUCAUCGCCAUGGCGCUGUUUCACGGCAAGUUCAUCGACACGGGCUUCUCCCUGCCUUUCUACAAGCGUAUGCUGAGCAAGAAGCUGACCAUCAAGGACCUGGAGUCCAUCGACCCCGAGUUCUACAACUCGCUCAUCUGGAUCAGGGACAAUAAUAUCGAGGAGUGCGACCUGGAGAUGUACUUCUCAGUCGACAUGGAGAUUUUGGGCAAGAUCACCUCCCACGACCUGAAACCCGAUGGGGCGUCGCUGCUGGUCACCGAGGAGAACAAGGAGGAGUACAUUGGGCUGAUGGCGGAGUGGCGGUUCUCCAGGGGAGUGGCUGACCAAACCAAAGCAUUUCUCGACGGAUUCAACGAGGUGGUGCCACUGCAGUGGCUGCAGUACUUUGAUGAGAAGGAGCUGGAGGUGAUGCUGUGCGGCAUGCAGGAGGUAGACCUGCAGGACUGGCAGAGGCACACGGUGUACCGGCACUACACCCGCAACAGCAAGCAGAUCAUGUGGUUCUGGCAGUUUGUGAAGGAGGUGGACAACGAAGUGCGUCUGCGGCUGUUGCAGUUUGUGACAGGGACGUGCCGUCUACCACUAGGGGGCUUCUCUGAGCUCAUGGGCAGUAAUGGUCCUCAGAAGUUCUGCAUCGAGAAGGUGGGCAAGGAGACCUGGCUGCCCCGGAGUCACACCUGCUUUAACAGGCUCGACCUGCCCCCCUACAAAAGCUUCGAGCAGCUGAAAGAGAAGCUGCUGUUUGCCAUCGACGAGACGGAGGGAUUUGGACAGGAGUGAUGGAAGAGAGAGAGAGAGAGAGAGAGAGAGAGAGAGAGCGCAGACCGUCACAACCACUACUACUGACGCAUAAGCUAUUUAUCUUCUUCCUCAUAAAUAUGCAAGAGGUCCCAGCUUUCCCUCCACCGCUGUGACUCCGGGGCUCGUAAACACAUGGUGUGAGCGUGUGUGUCUGUAUAUUGUUCAGCUGAAAGUCUCCGAUGCAUUUGUAGCAGCGGUUGGGCCGCGGCUCUAGUUUUAUAGAGCUGCAGCCUUGGGUCUCGUGAUGUACGGCCCUGUGCAGCACUUUACGGGUCAGCCCUGUGUGUGCGUUCUGUUGGCAUGACGACACUGGGGGUGGGUUUUAUAGGAGCAGGAUGACUGGACUCCCGAUGAAGGGUCCAGCCACACCUUCAGAGCCCUGCAUCAGUGUUAUUUAGUGGUGUUUGCUUCUUUAGGCUGGGGGGGUGGCUAUGAGGCUCAUGAUGCCCCUCCCUCCCAAUUUUGUUUACCAAAAGCAGAUUCCUGACAUGCUUCUCUCGAUUGUGAGAGCAGGUGCCUGUGUGACUGGUACCAGGAGUUCUAGGCGGUUCUGUUAAGCUUGGCUGCGAGGGAUGGCCAUCCUCCACGUAUCCACACAAGCAGAACAAGCGUGGAGGAAUUGCUGAUCGUUCUUUGGAUCAGUCAUCAGGACCAGAACAGUCUGCUGUUAACUAGUGCUGAGAGCCACUGAAUGACCCUGAAGGACAAGUGGGAGCAGUUUGCCUGUGCUUCCUGAUUUGGCUGAGAAGGGACUUCUGCAGGAGAACAUGGAAUACAUCAGGUGGUCUUCAGACUGAAGAGCUCAUUAUGGAGGCCGUCCAGGGUCAAAAGGCACCACGGUUUGCUGAUCUGAGUCCUGUCUUUAAUUUUAAGUCGCUACCGCUAGUUCUGUUGGCACAGCACAGAAUCAGCCACUACAAUUCAGGCUGGCACCCCCUUGUAGUGGGGGGGGCGAACAUUCUAUUUAAAAAGCUUGGUGCUGAGAGAUAAGGAUGAGCUCAUGUGCAGUGGCAGGUCUUCCUCGCCAGGGUCACGCUCCACGUUCCCGCAAGCCGAAGCCGCUGGGGAGUCUCCGCUUUUCGUCUGUUUAGUGUGGAACGAUCCGCCGAAGGUUUAUUUAUAGGUUUUAAUCCAGUUCCCUUCGAGUGACAGCAUCGAGGAGGUCUGGGCUCUACACGAGGGAACCACAAUGUCCUCGUGUGGAACCUGAUCACCCUGUUUUCACAAGAGCCACUGUUGUGCACAAGAGAACAGGAGCGAUUUACUCUUAAGAGUAACUACACUGCUUGUGCAGUGCUUGUGGGUUUUUCCAUGGAAACACUUCAUUUUUUUUUUUGCUAAAUGUGAUAUAUGAAAAUACCUACCAUUUUAUAAAGAAUGAACUCAACUGUAAAAAUAUACUGAAUUCAUCUGGGACAUAUAUAUAUAUAAUUUAAUUUUUUUUUUUUUUUUUAAAUGUGGUAACUUAAGCCAGACUUAUGUUGCCAUUAGCAAUGAUAACUGUAACAUAUCAGAGUAUAGACACUGUAGACAGGGAUGGUAUGUGGGAGGGAGGGGCAGGUUCAGUUAACUUUAUAUGUACACACACACACACACACACACACACAGACAGACAAACAGGCACACUACUCCUACAGGAACAGGUAUGGGUGUUCCCCGUUCUGCCUUUUGCUCAGGAUUCAUACUUUUCUUCCUCAGAUAAUUUACUCUUUUUUUUGGACAUACCUGUGAAGCAAAAAAAUAAUUUAAUAAAUGUAUCAGACCCUCUU